AUGCAUUCUGCUGGAUUGGGACCCGGCUUCUUUGCAACUGGUCCUGCCCCUGGCGGAAAGGAUGGAUAGAACCAAAUGCCUCUUUUCUUUCUUACUCCUUCUUGAAGCAACCUGUAUUUUUGGCGAGCGGGUUUUGAAGCAAUCAGUGAGCAGGAUCCACCUGGGACAGAAACCCCACAGCCUUUCAAGCAAGCACGGCUCAGACAGUCAUGGCACAUGGACAACCUGGUUCAACAUUGACCACCCUGGCGGCAACGGAGAUUACGAGCGCAUUGACGCCAUCCGGUUCUACUACCGGGAUAGGGUGUGCCCAAUGCCCAUUCGCAUCGAAGCCCGGACGACAGAUUGGACCCCUGCAGACAGCACAGGGCAGGUGGUCCACUUGGAUGCUCGGGAGGGAUUCUGGUGCCUGAACAAGGAGCAGUCAGCAGGGCAAACCUGCUUGAAUUAUGCUGUGCGUUUCCUGUGCCCCCCAGGCUCUUUAUCUCAGAAUUCAAAGAUGCUCUGGUCCUCGUGGUCAAAGUGGAGCGAGUGCACUGCCCCGUGUGACCAAUCUGGCAUCCAGACCCGGACCAGAACCUGCCUCGCAGAAAGCCUCUGGGACCCACGCUGCAAAGAAGUGAGCGAGGAAGGGAGACGCUGCACUGGAACCCCUUGCUCAGUUUGCAACUUGACUUGCUCCAUGGGCCACGUGAAUGCGGAAUGCGAUGCGUGCAUGUGUGAGGAGCACCUUCUCCAUGGCAAAGUCUCCCUCCCAGAUGGCGCCCCUGCGGCCGGAGCUUCCAUUUACCUGCAAGCCAAGAAGACAAAGUUACUGACGAUAUCCAACAAGGAGGGGGAAUUUCAGAUUCCUGGUGUCUGCCCUGAUGGCAGAACUGUUUUGCAUAUCAAAAAGGCCAAGUAUGCAGCGGCUCUGGCCACCGUGUCCGAGGGCUCGGAGAAUUCCUCCUCAGUCCAUGUCCACUUGAAGAGAGCAGACAGGCCAUAUAUGGUGCAGCAUCCGGAGGACAAAGCCAGAAGAGAAGGCCAGGCGGCCUCUUUUUGCUGCCAUGCUGUCGGGGAGCCAGCACCUGACCGAUACCUUUGGUUCCACAAUGACACCUUGCUGGAUCCAGCAUUGUACAAAUACAAAGGCAAGCUGCUCUUAAAGAACUUGAGACUGGGCCAGGCUGGACAAUAUUCCUGCAAGACCAGCAACGACGCAGGAUCUGUGAAGUCAAAAGCGGCCAUACUGACCCUCGUAGCAAAGGAUGAAGCUCCUUGCAACCCCAAACCUGAGAGCUACCUCAUCCGACUGCCCCACGACUGCUACCAAAACUCCACCGGUUCUUUCUACUAUGAUGUUGGUAGAUGCCUGACUGAUACGUGUGCCGGAUCGUUGGACAAUGGACUCCGGUGCAAGGACGCCAUUGCGUACUGCUGUGGGGUCUCCAGAACAGAAACCCGAGAAAUAACAUGUGGCAGAUACACACUUCCUAUCAAAGUGGCAGUGGAGUGCGGUUGUCAGAAGUGCGUGGAAACUAAGGUUGUAGUCCGAGGAAGAGCCGUGGCUUCCGAUACUGGGGAACCUCUGAGGUUUGGACAUAUAUACCUUGGGAACAACAGGGUAAGCAUGACUGGCUAUAAGGGAACCUUCUCCAUCCAGGUGCCACCAGCCACGGAGAGGCUUGUCCUCACAUUUGUAGAUCGCCUGCAGAAGUUUGUGAACACAACAAAAGUUCUCCCUUUCAACAAAAAUGGUGGGGCUGUCUUCCACGAGAUCAAGAUGUUGAGGAAAAAGCCACCCAUUACGCUAGAAUCAACAGAGUCCAGUGUGAUACCCUUAGGAGAUAUGGAGGGAGAUGAUCCAAUAGCCGAACUGGAAAUUCCUCCCAAUACGUUUUACAGACAGAAUGGAGAGCCCUAUACAGGAAAAGUAAAAGCCAGCGUAACUUUCCUGGACCCAAGGAAUGUCUCCAGUGCAGCCGCCGCACAAAGCGACCUGAAUUUUGUAGGCGACGAAGGGGACAUGAUCCCACUGCGGACAUACGGCAUGUUUUCUAUGGAUUUCACAGACGAAACAGCCACAGAGUCCCUCAACGCGGGGAAGGUCAAAGUCCACCUCGACUCUGCUCAGGUCAGGAUGCCAGAACACCUGAAGGGGAUGAAGCUUUGGUCUCUGAAUCCACAGACAGGCUUAUGGGAGGAAGAAGGAGACUUCCAUCUUGACCAAAGCAGACGCAGCAAGCGAGAGGAAAGAACAUUUCUGGUGGGCAACAUGGAAAUCAGAGAAAGGAGGCUUUUCAACCUUGACGUCCCAGAGAGCAGACGGUGCUACAUCAAAGUGCGUGCUUUUAGAAGUGAGAGAUACCUGUCCAGUGAGCAAGUUAUGGGUGUGGUGAUUUCUGUGAUCAACUUGGAACCAACCGCAGGAUAUUCUUCCAACCCCAGAGCAUGGGGUCGCUUUGACAGUGCAGUCACUGGCUUCAAUGGAGCUUGUGUGCCAGCUUUCUGUGAUGACCAAAACCCAGAUGCCUACAGUGCUUAUGUCAUGGCAGCUCUUGGGGGAGAGGAACUGGAAGCCGUCCCCUCCUCCCCAAGGCUUAACCCUGCUGCUAUUGGAGUCCCACAACCAUAUCUCAACAAACUAAAGUACAGGCGAACAGAUCACACUGAUCGCCAUGUCAAGAAAACUGCUUUCAGGAUCAGCGUGGCCAAGCCCACCCCCAAUGCUGCCGAAGAAAGCAACGGUCCCAUCUACCCCUAUGAUAAGCACCGCGAAUGUGAAGGGGCUCCUUCCACCGCUGCUCACUUCAGGUUUUACAGGGUCGAAGGUGACAGAUAUGACUACAACACUGUUCCUUUUAAUGAGGAUGACCCCAUGAACUGGACUGAAGACUACUUGGCUUGGUGGCCCAAGCCAAUGGAGUUUAGGGCAUGUUACAUUAAGGUGAAAAUAAAUGGGCCUCUUGAGGUGAACGUGAGAUCUCGCAACACAGGUGGCACGCAUCCACGGACCGUGGGCCAGCUUUAUGGCAUCAGAGACGUGCGCAGCAUCCGUGACUUAGACCAACCCAACCUUUCAACAGCUUGCUUGGAAUUCAAGUGCAGCGGCAUGCUGUACGACCAAGGACGCGUUGACCGGACGCUAGUGAAAAUUAUCCCGCAGGGGAACUGCUUCAGAGAAAGCGUCAACAGCAUGCUACACGAGUAUCUAGUGAACCAUCUUCCCGUUGCAGUUAAUAACGACUCCAGCCAGUAUACCAUGUUGGCUCCUCUGGAUCCUCUGGGUCACAACUACGGGAUCUACACCGUUACCGACCAAGAUCCUAGGACAGCCAAGGAAAUCGCUCUGGGCAGAUGUUUUGACGGAACAUCAGACGGCUCCUCAAGGUUUAUGAAGAGCAACGUGGGUGUGGCGCUAACUUUCAGCUGCCAAGAAAGAGAUGCGCAACAAGAAAGUGUAUUCCAAUCGCUGCGGAAUGUGCCCGGCCGAUAUGGAGUAAGUCCUCUCCGAGAAAGGAUAGGCGUGAGAAUACCAAGUGAUGGCCGUACAGGCAGGAUCAGGGGGAAGGGCAUUCCCAUAGUUAGAAUUCCACAAAGAGCCCAGUAAGCUUUUACACACCAACCGUCUGAUCAGCUCUGUUUGAACCCCCAAUGACCACCCCAAAGCACAUGGAUCAAUGUUGAGGACAGUUCUAUGUAAGAAGGCACAGAAUCUUUCCCAGCACUCAAGUGUAUGGGGACGCCUGAGAAAUGUCACAUCUCCUUCAAAGCCUUUCACUGACAUUCAGUUGCUGUCCAAGGAGCGCAAUGAAAUGCUGGUAUCCAUGAGCCAGGCCCAGACAUUUUAGACCUUGGUACCAUCUCAGGGGAUGAAUGCUCAUAGUGGUCUAUGUUUACGCCCCAGGGAUGGGAAUAGGUGAUAGCAUUGUGGCACUUACAGCUUUCUAAGUGUUAUCACUCCUUUAUCAUCAACAUCCACAACAAAAAAUAUUUAUAUACCACUCUUCAACCAAGGUUCUCAAAGUGGUUUACAUAGGAAAAUACACAAAUAAGAUGGUUACCUGUCCCCAAAGGGUUCACAAUCUACAAAAUUGAUUGGUAUAUCCAUACUGUUAGGGUAAAAUUGCACAAAAUGUUGUCCUCUCUCCAUGGAGUCCUCUUUGAAGGACAUGUCUGCCCUUUGUCACUUUCAUUCCUCGAAAUAACAUCAAUAAAACUUCAUAGUAGUUUUUGUUUGUUUUAAAACUUUUUAAAGCUUCUGAAGCACCAUUGCAAAUCUGGCUGCUGCAGGCCUGAUGCUUGGGACAGCAAGAGCAUGACAACACACUGAAAGCUGAAAGAAUUGCAGCGCUAUCAACCUAUUUUCCAUCCUUGGAGUGUAGACCGUGUCAGGAAUCACAGUGUGCAUUUGUCCACCCAGAUGAUACCAGCCACACCAAAUGUCCCGUGUACUGUUGUAAAUAGCCAGAAUUUGGUUAGCUGUAUUCCAUCAGAACAGCCCUGCUGGAUCAGGCCCAAGAAGGCCCAUCUAGCCCAGCAUCCUGUUUCCCACAGUGGCCCACCAGAUGACGCUGGGAGCCCACAGGCAGCAGCUGAGGGCAUGCCCUCUCUCAAAGCAGGAGUAAAAAGACUAGUCAUCCCACAGUCAAUGGCACCUGAAAUCUGGGCCUGGCUGGUUGCUAAAGGCUGUGACUUCUGAGUGACCUGCAGAGCAAGCACCUAUCUGCAGUUGAGUUGACCUCUGCCCAUGUGCGAAGAUCUAGCUUAGGUGCCAAUGGGAAAGCCCCUCGGGAAAUAACCGUUUUAAAGCAGCCCAGGCAUCGAGGUUGCCUUUUUGAAACAGAUUGCAUUCAGAUAGAUGAGCUGUCGACCAAAUAAAGUUGAAAACUAUCCACAGUAACGAUGAGCUUGUAUUUCUGCACAGGGUUACAUACUGUAAAAGGUUAGCCGGGAACAUCCAGUGUUAAAGGACUGUACAUAAACUCUUCUGAUAACAGCUUCUUUGCCAGCCCAGUUAGCAAACCAUAACCAAUAAAAAGGAAUAAAGCGAUUCCUUCCUAUUAAGCUUUAACUGGAAAAAGGUGUACUUGAAAUGUGAAUAAUAUUUAUUUCUUUAUUUGCUCUACA
This is a messenger RNA of Hemicordylus capensis (graceful crag lizard), 5112 nucleotides long. RefSeq names its product cartilage intermediate layer protein (gene CILP). NCBI's taxonomy places the organism in Eukaryota, Metazoa, Chordata, Lepidosauria, Squamata, Cordylidae. The coding region runs from base 62 to 3592 and encodes 1176 amino acids. The transcript has 8 exons. The record is from RefSeq and is a predicted model, not a curated record.